GCUGCUUCAACACAACAAAAUGAAAGAGAAUUGCCAUUUAAAAACAUUAAACUUAUUUCAAUAAACAAUGUGAAAUGGAGGAUACUCAAGCGUCCAAAGAAUGAAAAUAAAAAGGUUCAUCUUCCUCAAAGGAGUGAAUAUUUAAGCUAAAUUGUUUCGCGACUAACACAUGGAUUGCGCGACGCUGAACUCUGGGAGACUAUAACAAUGUAUACGGGAUCAAGUUGACAUUGAUAUAAGUAAAGGAAAGAAAAAGAGACUAGACAACAUGGGGGUGUUCUCUGCUGUCGUAUGGCUGUGUCUUGUUUUUUGCGGAAUGAGAGAGGUUUCGUCACAGUCAAACUCCACAGUGUGCCAAGGUGCCAAAACAGAUAUAUUAUUUGUCAUUGACUCGUCUGGAAGUGUCACCAAAACAAACUUCGAUCUGACCCUCCAGUUUGUUACAAGUGUUGUACAGGACUUGGACAUUGGGAUGGAUAGUGUCCGUGUUGCAGCCAUUACAUUCAACAGUGACGUGAAAGUUCAGUUUUAUUUCAAUGAAACCGUAUCCGCGGCCAGCACAGUUAAUGCUGUUAAUAGUAUUGCUUACGUGGGCGGCAGCACUGCUACACUUGAAGCUAUGCAAAAAAUCCCUGAUAUGUUUAAAGUUGAAAAUGGUGGUAGAUCCGGUGAUGUUCAGGGUAUUGCUCUAGUAAUUACAGAUGGUGCAGCUAAAACGGGGGAUCCAGUCCCAAGUGCACAGGUUGUGAAAGACUUAGGCAUUCUCAUAUAUGCAAUUGGUAUCCAAACUGCUGAGUUAGAUGAAGUUGAAUUACAACAAAUUGCAAGUGAACCAGUUUCAAGAUUCUAUUACAUUGUGGACGAUUUUGAAUCACUCUCUACUAUCUCUACAGCUUUACAAGAGGAGACAUGCAUUCAAGUGAUAGAUUGUAUCAAUAGUCAAAUAGAUGUCAUCUUUGUUGUUGAUUCAUCUGGAAGUAUUAAUGAUACGAACUAUGAGGAGGUCAUAAACUUCAUCGAGGCAGUAACAGACACGCUGGACAUUGGAGAGAAUAAAGCCAGAGUUGGGGUAUGUGUCUUCUCUAGUGGUGCUCAAGAAAUAUUUGGAUUAACUGAUUACAAAAACACAAGCCGAUUAAAACAAGCAAUUCAAAACAUACCACAUCUUGCUCAGUCAACAGACACUAUCGCUGGUCUUGAACUGAUGAUAACAAUGUUUAAACGAGAUAAACGUAACGAUGCCGUACCAGUUGCCAUUGUUAUCACAGAUGGUGCAUCAAAGACAGGGGAUCCAGUUCCGACUGCUAAUUCUGCCAAAAAUGAGGGUAUCAUUAUAUUCUGUGUUGGGAUACGGACUAAUGAGCUGGACAUAAAUGAGGUGAAUGGAAUAGCAAGUAACCCAGAUAGCACGUAUGUAGUACUUGUUGACAGCUUUAGAGGAUUAUCUACCAUAGUGUCAACUUUGUCUGGUGAUACAUGUGGUGCAGAAACGACAACAGAAUCUACAACGACAACUAGUACAACGACUACCACACCAGCACCUACAACAACAGUACCUGAAAUAUCAUGUAGAGGGACGUCUGAUGUCGUUUUUGUGAUUGAUUCAUCUGGUAGUGUUGGAGAAGAAAACUAUAAAUUCAUUAGGGAUUUCAUUGUGAAUAUAGCAUUUACACUAGACAUCAGUUCGAAUCAGACCAGAGUGGCUGCAAUUAUAUUCCAUAAUGAGGCUGAAGUAAUAUUCCAUUUGAAUAGAUACACAAAUCGAGAAGAUGUUAUUUCUGCUCUGCGUAACCUACCUUAUAACGCAGGCUCCACAGCCACAAAAGAGGGUCUAGAAAGUCUAAUGAGUGACAUGUUCCAAGAGGCAAAUGGUGAUAGAAGUAACGUUCCAGAUAUUGCUAUAGUGGUUACCGAUGGAGCUGCAAAAACUGGAAAUCCGAUACCAGCAGCAAACGCAGCUAAAGCUGCUGGUGUUGUAAUGUUUGCUAUUGGAAUAAAAACAGCGGAACUUAACAUAGAUGAAGUAAAUGGCAUAGCUAGCGAACCAACAGACAUUUAUGCGUCAGUUGUUGACGAUUUCUCAGGUUUAUCAACGAUAGCAGAAACCAUUGCUGAGAAGUCAUGCAUCCAAACAAUAGAUUGUGCUGAUGGACGUCUUGAUGUCGUGUUUGUCAUUGAUGCUUCUGGAAGUAUUGGUGAGGACAAUUACGUACUGGUUCUCAAUUUUGUGAAGGAUGUUGUGUCAGACAUGAACAUAGGUGAUGAUGGUAUACGAGUUGCUGCUCUGUCAUUUUCUGAUGGUGCCUCCUUGAAAUUUGAUCUAAAUGACUACAACACAAAUGAAGCAGUUAUAGCUGCCAUUAAUGAAAUAGCUUAUGAAGCUGGGUCAACAGACACCAUAGCAGGUAUAUCGACGAUGAGAGAAAUAUAUAGUUCACCAACUCGUGGAAAUCGAGAAGGCGUACAAGAUGUUGCCAUUGUCAUAACUGAUGGUGCUGCUAAAACUGGUGACCCAGUUCCACUUGCAAGUGCCGCAAAAGCCGAUGGAAUAAUAAUUUACUGCAUCGGUGUGCAAACUGCAGAGCUGAAACUAGAAGAAGUAAAUGGUAUUGCCAGUAACCCAGAUAGUAAAUAUGUAGUUAUUGUGAGCGACUUUGAUGGACUCCAGACUGUCGCAGAUGAAUUGAGCAGAUCUACAUGUAGCGAACCAACAACAACAACAUCUACAAGUACAACAACUACCACUACUACGACCACCACCCCAGCACCUACAACAACAGUACCUGAAAUAUCAUGUAUUGGGACGUCUGAUGUCGUUUUUGUGAUUGAUUCAUCUGGUAGUGUUGGAGAAGAAAACUAUAAAUUCAUUAGGGAUUUCAUCGUGAAUAUAGCAUUUACACUAGACAUCAGUUCGAAUCAGACCAGAGUGGCUGCAAUUAUAUUCCAUAAUGAGGCUGAAGUAAUAUUCCAUUUGAAUAGAUACACAAAUCGAGAAGAUGUUAUUUCUGCUCUGCGUAACCUACCUUAUAACGCAGGCUCCACAGCCACAAAAGAGGGUCUAGAAAGUCUAAUGAGUGACAUGUUCCAAGAGGCAAAUGGUGAUAGAAGUAACGUUUCAGAUAUUGCUAUAGUGGUUACCGAUGGAGCUGCAAAAACUGGAAAUCCGAUACCAGCAGCAAACGCAGCUAAAGCUGCUGGUGUUGUAAUGUUUGCUAUUGGAAUAAAAACAGCGGAACUUAACAUAGAUGAAGUAAAUGGCAUAGCUAGCGAACCAACAGACAUUUAUGCGUCAGUUGUUGAUGAUUUCUCAGGUUUAUCAACGAUAGCAGAAACCAUUGCUGAGAAGUCAUGCAUCCAAACAAUAGAUUGUGCUGAUGGACGUCUUGAUGUCGUGUUUGUCAUUGAUGCUUCUGGAAGUAUUGGUGAGGACAAUUACGUACUGGUUCUCAAUUUUGUGAAGGAUGUUGUGUCAGACAUGAACAUAGGUGAUGAUGGUAUACGAGUUGCUGCUCUGUCAUUUUCUGAUGGUGCCUCCUUGAAAUUUGAUCUAAAUGACUACAACACAAAUGAAGCAGUUAUAGCUGCCAUUAAUGAAAUAGCUUAUGAAGCUGGGUCAACAGACACCAUAGCAGGUAUAUCGACGAUGAGAGAAAUAUAUAGUUCACCAACUCGUGGAAAUCGAGAAGGCGUACAAGAUGUUGCCAUUGUCAUAACUGAUGGUGCUGCUAAAACUGGUGACCCAGUUCCACUUGCAAGUGCCGCAAAAGCCGAUGGAAUAAUAAUUUACUGCAUCGGUGUGCAAACUGCAGAGCUGAAACUAGAAGAAGUAAAUGGUAUUGCCAGUAACCCAGAUAGUAAAUAUGUAGUUAUUGUGAGCGACUUUGAUGGACUCCAGACUGUCGCAGAUGAAUUGAGCAGAUCUACAUGUAGCGAACCAACAACAACAACAUCUACAAGUACAACAACUACCACUACUACGACCACCACCCCAGCACCUACAACAACAGUACCUGAAAUAUCAUGUAGAGGGACGUCUGAUGUCGUUUUUGUGAUUGAUUCAUCUGGUAGUGUUGGAGAAGAAAACUAUAAAUUCAUUAGGGAUUUCAUCGUGAAUAUAGCAUUUACACUAGACAUCAGUUCGAAUCAGACCAGAGUGGCUGCAAUUAUAUUCCAUAAUGAGGCUGAAGUAAUAUUCCAUUUGAAUAGAUACACAAAUCGAGAAGAUGUUAUUUCUGCUCUGCGUAACCUACCUUAUAACGCAGGCUCCACAGCCACAAAAGAGGGUCUAGAAAGUCUAAUGAGUGACAUGUUCCAAGAGGCAAAUGGUGAUAGAAGUAACGUUCCAGAUAUUGCUAUAGUGGUUACCGAUGGAGCUGCAAAAACUGGAAAUCCGAUACCAGCAGCAAACGCAGCUAAAGCUGCUGGUGUUGUAAUGUUUGCUAUUGGAAUAAAAACAGCGGAACUUAACAUAGAUGAAGUAAAUGGCAUAGCUAGCGAACCAACAGACAUUUAUGCGUCAGUUGUUGACGAUUUCUCAGGUUUAUCAACGAUAGCAGAAACCAUUGCUGAGAAGUCAUGCAUCCAAACAAUAGAUUGUGCUGAUGGACGUCUUGAUGUCGUGUUUGUCAUUGAUGCUUCUGGAAGUAUUGGUGAGGACAAUUACGUACUGGUUCUCAAUUUUGUGAAGGAUGUUGUGUCAGACAUGAACAUAGGUGAUGAUGGUAUACGAGUUGCUGCUCUGUCAUUUUCUGAUGGUGCCUCCUUGAAAUUUGAUCUAAAUGACUACAACACAAAUGAAGCAGUUAUAGCUGCCAUUAAUGAAAUAGCUUAUGAAGCUGGGUCAACAGACACCAUAGCAGGUAUAUCGACGAUGAGAGAAAUAUAUAGUUCACCAAAUCGUGGAAAUCGAGAAGGCGUACAAGAUGUUGCCAUUGUCAUAACUGAUGGUGCUGCUAAAACUGGUGACCCAGUUCCACUUGCAAGUGCCGCAAAAGCCGAUGGAAUAAUAAUUUACUGCAUCGGUGUGCAAACUGCAGAGCUGAAACUAGAAGAAGUAAAUGGUAUUGCCAGUAACCCAGAUAGUAAAUAUGUAGUUAUUGUGAGCGACUUUGAUGGACUCCAGACUGUCGCAGAUGAAUUGAGCAGAUCUACAUGUAGCGAACCAACAACAACAACAUCUACAAGUACAACAACUACCACUACUACGACCACCACCCCAGCACCUACAACAACAGUACCUGAAAUAUCAUGUAGAGGGACGUCUGAUGUCGUUUUUGUGAUUGAUUCAUCUGGUAGUGUUGGAGAAGAAAACUAUAAAUUCAUUAGGGAUUUCAUCGUGAAUAUAGCAUUUACACUAGACAUCAGUUCGAAUCAGACCAGAGUGGCUGCAAUUAUAUUCCAUAAUGAGGCUGAAGUAAUAUUCCAUUUGAAUAGAUACACAAAUCGAGAAGAUGUUAUUUCUGCUCUGCGUAACCUACCUUAUAACGCAGGCUCCACAGCCACAAAAGAGGGUCUAGAAAGUCUAAUGAGUGACAUGUUCCAAGAGGCAAAUGGUGAUAGAAGUAACGUUCCAGAUAUUGCUAUAGUGGUUACCGAUGGAGCUGCAAAAACUGGAAAUCCGAUACCAGCAGCAAACGCAGCUAAAGCUGCUGGUGUUGUAAUGUUUGCUAUUGGAAUAAAAACAGCGGAACUUAACAUAGAUGAAGUAAAUGGCAUAGCUAGCGAACCAACAGACAUUUAUGCGUCAGUUGUUGACGAUUUCUCAGGUUUAUCAACGAUAGCAGAAACCAUUGCUGAGAAGUCCUGCAUCCAAACAAUAGAUUGUGCUGAUGGACGUCUUGAUGUCGUGUUUGUCAUUGAUGCUUCUGGAAGUAUUGGUGAGGACAAUUACGUACUGGUUCUCAAUUUUGUGAAGGAUGUUGUGUCAGACAUGAACAUAGGUGAUGAUGGUAUACGAGUUGCUGCUCUGUCAUUUUCUGAUGGUGCCUCCUUGAAAUUUGAUCUAAAUGACUACAACACAAAUGAAGCAGUUAUAGCUGCCAUUAAUGAAAUAGCUUAUGAAGCUGGGUCAACAGACACCAUAGCAGGUAUAUCGACGAUGAGAGAAAUAUAUAGUUCACCAACUCGUGGAAAUCGAGAAGGCGUACAAGAUGUUGCCAUUGUCAUAACUGAUGGUGCUGCUAAAACUGGUGACCCAGUUCCACUUGCAAGUGCCGCAAAAGCCGAUGGAAUAAUAAUUUACUGCAUCGGUGUGCAAACUGCAGAGCUGAAACUAGAAGAAGUAAAUGGUAUUGCCAGUAACCCAGAUAGUAAAUAUGUAGUUAUUGUGAGCGACUUUGAUGGACUCCAGACUGUCGCAGAUGAAUUGAGCAGAUCUACAUGUAGCGAACCAACAACAACAACAUCUACAAGUACAACAACUACCACUACUACGACCACCACCCCAGCACCUACAACAACAGUACCUGAAAUAUCAUGUAGAGGGACGUCUGAUGUCGUUUUUGUGAUUGAUUCAUCUGGUAGUGUUGGAGAAGAAAACUAUAAAUUCAUUAGGGAUUUCAUCGUGAAUAUAGCAUUUACACUAGACAUCAGUUCGAAUCAGACCAGAGUGGCUGCAAUUAUAUUCCAUAAUGAGGCUGAAGUAAUAUUCCAUUUGAAUAGAUACACAAAUCGAGAAGAUGUUAUUUCUGCUCUGCGUAACCUACCUUAUAACGCAGGCUCCACAGCCACAAAAGAGGGUCUAGAAAGUCUAAUGAAUGACAUGUUCCAAGAGGCAAAUGGUGAUAGAAGUAACGUUCCAGAUAUUGCUAUAGUGGUUACCGAUGGAGCUGCAAAAACUGGAAAUCCGAUACCAGCAGCAAACGCAGCUAAAGCUGCUGGUGUUGUAAUGUUUGCUAUUGGAAUAAAAACAGCGGAACUUAACAUAGAUGAAGUAAAUGGCAUAGCUAGCGAACCAACAGACAUUUAUGCGUCAGUUGUUGACGAUUUCUCAGGUUUAUCAACGAUAGCAGAAACCAUUGCUGAGAAGUCAUGCAUCCAAACAAUAGAUUGUGCUGAUGGACGUCUUGAUGUCGUGUUUGUCAUUGAUGCUUCUGGAAGUAUUGGUGAGGACAAUUACGUACUGGUUCUCAAUUUUGUGAAGGAUGUUGUGUCAGACAUGAACAUAGGUGAUGAUGGUAUACGAGUUGCUGCUCUGUCAUUUUCUGAUGGUGCCUCCUUGAAAUUUGAUCUAAAUGACUACAACACAAAUGAAGCAGUUAUAGCUGCCAUUAAUGAAAUAGCUUAUGAAGCUGGGUCAACAGACACCAUAGCAGGUAUAUCGACGAUGAGAGAAAUAUAUAGUUCACCAACUCGUGGAAAUCGAGAAGGCGUACAAGAUGUUGCCAUUGUCAUAACUGAUGGUGCUGCUAAAACUGGUGACCCAGUUCCACUUGCAAGUGCCGCAAAAGCCGAUGGAAUAAUAAUUUACUGCAUCGGUGUGCAAACUGCAGAGCUGAAACUAGAAGAAGUAAAUGGUAUUGCCAGUAACCCAGAUAGUAAAUAUGUAGUUAUUGUGAGCGACUUUGAUGGACUCCAGACUGUCGCAGAUGAAUUGAGCAGAUCUACAUGUAGCGAACCAACAACAACAACAUCUACAAGUACAACAACUACCACUACUACGACCACCACCCCAGCACCUACAACAACAGUACCUGAAAUAUCAUGUAGAGGGACGUCUGAUGUCGUUUUUGUGAUUGAUUCAUCUGGUAGUGUUGGAGAAGAAAACUAUAAAUUCAUUAGGGAUUUCAUCGUGAAUAUAGCAUUUACACUAGACAUCAGUUCGAAUCAGACCAGAGUGGCUGCAAUUAUAUUCCAUAAUGAGGCUGAAGUAAUAUUCCAUUUGAAUAGAUACACAAAUCGAGAAGAUGUUAUUUCUGCUCUGCGUAACCUACCUUAUAACGCAGGCUCCACAGCCACAAAAGAGGGUCUAGAAAGUCUAAUGAGUGACAUGUUCCAAGAGGCAAAUGGUGAUAGAAGUAACGUUCCAGAUAUUGCUAUAGUGGUUACCGAUGGAGCUGCAAAAACUGGAAAUCCGAUACCAGCAGCAAACGCAGCUAAAGCUGCUGGUGUUGUAAUGUUUGCUAUUGGAAUAAAGACAGCGGAACUUAACAUAGAUGAAGUAAAUGGCAUAGCUAGCGAACCAACAGACAUUUAUGCGUCAGUUGUUGACGAUUUCUCAGGUUUAUCAACGAUAGCAGAAACCAUUGCUGAGAAGUCAUGCAUCCAAACAAUAGAUUGUGCUGAUGGACGUCUUGAUGUCGUGUUUGUCAUUGAUGCUUCUGGAAGUAUUGGUGAGGACAAUUACGUACUGGUUCUCAAUUUUGUGAAGGAUGUUGUGUCAGACAUGAACAUAGGUGAUGAUGGUAUACGAGUUGCUGCUCUGUCAUUUUCUGAUGGUGCCUCCUUGAAAUUUGAUCUAAAUGACUACAACACAAAUGAAGCAGUUAUAGCUGCCAUUAAUGAAAUAGCUUAUGAAGCUGGGUCAACAGACACCAUAGCAGGUAUAUCGACGAUGAGAGAAAUAUAUAGUUCACCAACUCAUGGAAAUCGAGAAGGCGUACAAGAUGUUGCCAUUGUCAUAACAGAUGGUGCUGCUAAAACUGGUGACCCAGUUCCACUUGCAAGUGCCGCAAAAGCCGAUGGAAUAAUAAUUUACUGCAUCGGUGUGCAAACUGCAGAGCUGAAACUAGAAGAAGUAAAUGGUAUUGCCAGUAACCCAGAUAGUAAAUAUGUAGUUAUUGUGAGCGACUUUGAUGGACUCCAGACUGUCGCAGAUGAAUUGAGCAGAUCUACAUGUAGCGAACCAACAACAACAACAUCUACAAGUACAACAACUACCACUACUACGACCACCACCCCAGCACCUACAACAACAGUACCUGAAAUAUCAUGUAGAGGGACGUCUGAUGUCGUUUUUGUGAUUGAUUCAUCUGGUAGUGUUGGAGAAGAAAACUAUAAAUUCAUUAGGGAUUUCAUCGUGAAUAUAGCAUUUACACUAGACAUCAGUUCGAAUCAGACCAGAGUGGCUGCAAUUAUAUUCCAUAAUGAGGCUGAAGUAAUAUUCCAUUUGAAUAGAUACACAAAUCGAGAAGAUGUUAUUUCUGCUCUGCGUAACCUACCUUAUAACGCAGGCUCCACAGCCACAAAAGAGGGUCUAGAAAGUCUAAUGAGUGACAUGUUCCAAGAGGCAAAUGGUGAUAGAAGUAACGUUCCAGAUAUUGCUAUAGUGGUUACCGAUGGAGCUGCAAAAACUGGAAAUCCGAUACCAGCAGCAAACGCAGCUAAAGCUGCUGGUGUUGUAAUGUUUGCUAUUGGAAUAAAAACAGCGGAACUUAACAUAGAUGAAGUAAAUGGCAUAGCUAGCGAACCAACAGACAUUUAUGCGUCAGUUGUUGACGAUUUCUCAGGUUUAUCAACGAUAGCAGAAACCAUUGCUGAGAAGUCCUGCAUCCAAACAAUAGAUUGUGCUGAUGGACGUCUUGAUGUCGUGUUUGUCAUUGAUGCUUCUGGAAGUAUUGGUGAGGACAAUUACGUACUGGUUCUCAAUUUUGUGAAGGAUGUUGUGUCAGACAUGAACAUAGGUGAUGAUGGUAUACGAGUUGCUGCUCUGUCAUUUUCUGAUGGUGCCUCCUUGAAAUUUGAUCUAAAUGACUACAACACAAAUGAAGCAGUUAUAGCUGCCAUUAAUGAAAUAGCUUAUGAAGCUGGGUCAACAGACACCAUAGCAGGUAUAUCGACGAUGAGAGAAAUAUAUAGUUCACCAACUCGUGGAAAUCGAGAAGGCGUACAAGAUGUUGCCAUUGUCAUAACUGAUGGUGCUGCUAAAACUGGUGACCCAGUUCCACUUGCAAGUGCCGCAAAAGCCGAUGGAAUAAUAAUUUACUGCAUCGGUGUGCAAACUGCAGAGCUGAAACUAGAAGAAGUAAAUGGUAUUGCCAGUAACCCAGAUAGUAAAUAUGUAGUUAUUGUGAGCGACUUUGAUGGACUCCAGACUGUCGCAGAUGAAUUGAGCAGAUCUACAUGUAGCGAACCAACAACAACAACAUCUACAAGUACAACAACUACCACUACUACGACCACCACCCCAGCACCUACAACAACAGUACCUGAAAUAUCAUGUAGAGGGACGUCUGAUGUCGUUUUUGUGAUUGAUUCAUCUGGUAGUGUUGGAGAAGAAAACUAUAAAUUCAUUAGGGAUUUCAUCGUGAAUAUAGCAUUUACACUAGACAUCAGUUCGAAUCAGACCAGAGUGGCUGCAAUUAUAUUCCAUAAUGAGGCUGAAGUAAUAUUCCAUUUGAAUAGAUACACAAAUCGAGAAGAUGUUAUUUCUGCUCUGCGUAACCUACCUUAUAACGCAGGCUCCACAGCCACAAAAGAGGGUCUAGAAAGUCUAAUGAGUGACAUGUUCCAAGAGGCAAAUGGUGAUAGAAGUAACGUUCCAGAUAUUGCUAUAGUGGUUACCGAUGGAGCUGCAAAAACUGGAAAUCCGAUACCAGCAGCAAACACAGCUAAAGCUGCUGGUGUUGUAAUGUUUGCUAUUGGAAUAAAAACAGCGGAACUUAACAUAGAUGAAGUAAAUGGCAUAGCUAGCGAACCAACAGACAUUUAUGCGUCAGUUGUUGACGAUUUCUCAGGUUUAUCAACGAUAGCAGAAACCAUUGCUGAGAAGUCAUGCAUCCAAACAAUAGAUUGUGCUGAUGGACGUCUUGAUGUCGUGUUUGUCAUUGAUGCUUCUGGAAGUAUUGGUGAGGACAAUUACGUACUGGUUCUCAAUUUUGUGAAGGAUGUUGUGUCAGACAUGAACAUAGGUGAUGAUGGUAUACGAGUUGCUGCUCUGUCAUUUUCUGAUGGUGCCUCCUUGAAAUUUGAUCUAAAUGACUACAACACAAAUGAAGCAGUUAUAGCUGCCAUUAAUGAAAUAGCUUAUGAAGCUGGGUCAACAGACACCAUAGCAGGUAUAUCGACGAUGAGAGAAAUAUAUAGUUCACCAACUCGUGGAAAUCGAGAAGGCGUACAAGAUGUUGCCAUUGUCAUAACUGAUGGUGCUGCUAAAACUGGUGACCCAGUUCCACUUGCAAGUGCCGCAAAAGCCGAUGGAAUAAUAAUUUACUGCAUCGGUGUGCAAACUGCAGAGCUGAAACUAGAAGAAGUAAAUGGUAUUGCCAGUAACCCAGAUAGUAAAUAUGUAGUUAUUGUGAGCGACUUUGAUGGACUCCAGACUGUCGCAGAUGAAUUGAGCAGAUCUACAUGUAGCGAACCAACAACAACAACAUCUACAAGUACAACAACUACCACUACUACGACCACCACCCCAGCACCUACAACAACAGUGCCUGAAAUAUCAUGUAGAGGGACGUCUGAUGUCGUUUUUGUGAUUGAUUCAUCUGGUAGUGUUGGAGAAGAAAACUAUAAAUUCAUUAGGGAUUUCAUCGUGAAUAUAGCAUUUACACUAGACAUCAGUUCGAAUCAGACCAGAGUGGCUGCAAUUAUAUUCCAUAAUGAGGCUGAAGUAAUAUUCCAUUUGAAUAGAUACACAAAUCGAGAAGAUGUUAUUUCUGCUCUGCGUAACCUACCUUAUAACGCAGGCUCCACAGCCACAAAAGAGGGUCUAGAAAGUCUAAUGAGUGACAUGUUCCAAGAGGCAAAUGGUGAUAGAAGUAACGUUCCAGAUAUUGCUAUAGUGGUUACCGAUGGAGCUGCAAAAACUGGAAAUCCGAUACCAGCAGCAAACGCAGCUAAAGCUGCUGGUGUUGUAAUGUUUGCUAUUGGAAUAAAAACAGCGGAACUUAACAUAGAUGAAGUAAAUGGCAUAGCUAGCGAACCAACAGACAUUUAUGCGUCAGUUGUUGACGAUUUCUCAGGUUUAUCAACGAUAGCAGAAACCAUUGCUGAGAAGUCCUGCAUCCAAACAAUAGAUUGUGCUGAUGGACGUCUUGAUGUCGUGUUUGUCAUUGAUGCUUCUGGAAGUAUUGGUGAGGACAAUUACGUACUGGUUCUCAAUUUUGUGAAGGAUGUUGUGUCAGACAUGAACAUAGGUGAUGAUGGUAUACAAGUUGCUGCUCUGUCAUUUUCUGAUGGUGCCUCCUUGAAAUUUGAUCUAAAUGACUACAACACAAAUGAAGCAGUUAUAGCUGCCAUUAAUGAAAUAGCUUAUGAAGCUGGGUCAACAGACACCAUAGCAGGUAUAUCGACGAUGAGAGAAAUAUAUAGUUCACCAACUCGUGGAAAUCGAGAAGGCGUACAAGAUGUUGCCAUUGUCAUAACUGAUGGUGCUGCUAAAACUGGUGACCCAGUUCCACUUGCAAGUGCCGCAAAAGCCGAUGGAAUAAUAAUUUACUGCAUCGGUGUGCAAACUGCAGAGCUGAAACUAGAAGAAGUAAAUGGUAUUGCCAGUAACCCAGAUAGUAAAUAUGUAGUUAUUGUGAGCGACUUUGAUGGACUCCAGACUGUCGCAGAUGAAUUGAGCAGAUCUACAUGUAGCGAACCAACAACAACAACAUCUACAAGUACAACAACUACCACUACUACGACCACCACCCCAGCACCUACAACAACAGUACCUGAAAUAUCAUGUAGAGGGACGUCUGAUGUCGUUUUUGUGAUUGAUUCAUCUGGUAGUGUUGGAGAAGAAAACUAUAAAUUCAUUAGGGAUUUCAUCGUGAAUAUAGCAUUUACACUAGACAUCAGUUCGAAUCAGACCAGAGUGGCUGCAAUUAUAUUCCAUAAUGAGGCUGAAGUAAUAUUCCAUUUGAAUAGAUACACAAAUCGAGAAGAUGUUAUUUCUGCUCUGCGUAACCUACCUUAUAACGCAGGCUCCACAGCCACAAAAGAGGGUCUAGAAAGUCUAAUGAGUGACAUGUUCCAAGAGGCAAAUGGUGAUAGAAGUAACGUUCCAGAUAUUGCUAUAGUGGUUACCGAUGGAGCUGCAAAAACUGGAAAUCCGAUACCAGCAGCAAACGCAGCUAAAGCUGCUGGUGUUGUAAUGUUUGCUAUUGGAAUAAAAACAGCGGAACUUAACAUAGAUGAAGUAAAUGGCAUAGCUAGCGAACCAACAGACAUUUAUGCGUCAGUUGUUGACGAUUUCUCAGGUUUAUCAACGAUAGCAGAAACCAUUGCUGAGAAGUCAUGCAUCCAAACAAUAGAUUGUGCUGAUGGACGUCUUGAUGUCGUGUUUGUCAUUGAUGCUUCUGGAAGUAUUGGUGAGGACAAUUACGUACUGGUUCUCAAUUUUGUGAAGGAUGUUGUGUCAGACAUGAACAUAGGUGAUGAUGGUAUACGAGUUGCUGCUCUGUCAUUUUCUGAUGGUGCCUCCUUGAAAUUUGAUCUAAAUGACUACAACACAAAUGAAGCAGUUAUAGCUGCCAUUAAUGAAAUAGCUUAUGAAGCUGGGUCAACAGACACCAUAGCAGGUAUAUCGACGAUGAGAGAAAUAUAUAGUUCACCAACUCGUGGAAAUCGAGAAGGCGUACAAGAUGUUGCCAUUGUCAUAACUGAUGGUGCUGCUAAAACUGGUGACCCAGUUCCACUUGCAAGUGCCGCAAAAGCCGAUGGAAUAAUAAUUUACUGCAUCGGUGUGCAAACUGCAGAGCUGAAACUAGAAGAAGUAAAUGGUAUUGCCAGUAACCCAGAUAGUAAAUAUGUAGUUAUUGUGAGCGACUUUGAUGGACUCCAGACUGUCGCAGAUGAAUUGAGCAGAUCUACAUGUAGCGAACCAACAACAACAACAUCUACAAGUACAACAACUACCACUACUACGACCACCACCCCAGCACCUACAACAACAGUACCUGAAAUAUCAUGUAGAGGGACGUCUGAUGUCGUUUUUGUGAUUGAUUCAUCUGGUAGUGUUGGAGAAGAAAACUAUAAAUUCAUUAGGGAUUUCAUCGUGAAUAUAGCAUUUACACUAGACAUCAGUUCGAAUCAGACCAGAGUGGCUGCAAUUAUAUUCCAUAAUGAGGCUGAAGUAAUAUUCCAUUUGAAUAGAUACACAAAUCGAGAAGAUGUUAUUUCUGCUCUGCGUAACCUACCUUAUAACGCAGGCUCCACAGCCACAAAAGAGGGUCUAGAAAGUCUAAUGAGUGACAUGUUCCAAGAGGCAAAUGGUGAUAGAAGUAACGUUCCAGAUAUUGCUAUAGUGGUUACCGAUGGAGCUGCAAAAACUGGAAAUCCGAUACCAGCAGCAAACGCAGCUAAAGCUGCUGGUGUUGUAAUGUUUGCUAUUGGAAUAAAAACAGCGGAACUUAACAUAGAUGAAGUAAAUGGCAUAGCUAGCGAACCAACAGACAUUUAUGCGUCAGUUGUUGACGAUUUCUCAGGUUUAUCAACGAUAGCAGAAACCAUUGCUGAGAAGUCCUGCAUCCAAACAAUAGAUUGUGCUGAUGGACGUCUUGAUGUCGUGUUUGUCAUUGAUGCUUCUGGAAGUAUUGGUGAGGACAAUUACGUACUGGUUCUCAAUUUUGUGAAGGAUGUUGUGUCAGACAUGAACAUAGGUGAUGAUGGUAUACGAGUUGCUGCUCUGUCAUUUUCUGAUGGUGCCUCCUUGAAAUUUGAUCUAAAUGACUACAACACAAAUGAAGCAGUUAUAGCUGCCAUUAAUGAAAUAGCUUAUGAAGCUGGGUCAACAGACACCAUAGCAGGUAUAUCGACGAUGAGAGAAAUAUAUAGUUCACCAACUCGUGGAAAUCGAGAAGGCGUACAAGAUGUUGCCAUUGUCAUAACUGAUGGUGCUGCUAAAACUGGUGACCCAGUUCCACUUGCAAGUGCCGCAAAAGCCGAUGGAAUAAUAAUUUACUGCAUCGGUGUGCAAACUGCAGAGCUGAAACUAGAAGAAGUAAAUGGUAUUGCCAGUAACCCAGAUAGUAAAUAUGUAGUUAUUGUGAGCGACUUUGAUGGACUCCAGACUGUCGCAGAUGAAUUGAGCAGAUCUACAUGUAGCGAACCAACAACUACUGACAAGCCAACACCCAAUGCAAACUCAGCUACAUGUGAGUGA
Owenia fusiformis is the source of this 15031-nucleotide messenger RNA. The record is from the annotation of a GenBank genome assembly. NCBI's taxonomy places the organism in Eukaryota, Metazoa, Annelida, Polychaeta, Sabellida, Oweniidae.